AUGACAUUUAGCAAGAUAGUGUUGAUAUCUGUCGGUGCCCUUGCCUGGGGCCAAGUCCUUAUCUCAUAUGUAUACGAGCCUCUCAGAGACAAUAGCGUCUUCACAGACAUUGCCCAAUUGACCAUCUUCCGAGCAAUACCAGCAAAGCUAGCACGACCAGCCGAAAGAGUGGAAAAUGAGCGGUAUCAAGUGAUCACUGGCGAUAAAGAAAUACGGUUGCUUAUCUUGGAGCCGGGGGCACGCGCGGAUCCAUUGGAAUGCGAGCUGGUCAACGCUGAGCUAUCCUGGAGGACCAGAUUCGAGGCUCUGUCAUACGCCUGGGGAGACGAUAUCACCGAACACGAGCUCAAAUGUUCUGGACAUAUUAUCGGUGUCAUGGCUAACCUUCAUGACGCCCUGUUGGACUUGCGGCUUCCAACACAAAGGCGCGUUCUGUGGAUUGAUGCCCUUUGUAUCAACCAGGCCGAUAACGACGAAAAGUCCAAACAGAUCAGACUUAUGCAUGAGAUCUACUCCCAGGCCUAUGAAGUUCUCAUCUAUCUCGGAAAAUCAGAUGCCUCAGUGCAUGGUGCGAUUGAAUCAAUGCGUUGGCUCGACUGGAAGCUUAUGCCUCUCUACGCGCGGCAAUUCCUACUCAGUUCAAACAUUGGCAUGGCAAGCUUUUUUGUGGAGAGGUGGAUGAAUAUGAAGCCCAUCAACCAUGAAGACUUUAGUUGGGAUCCAAUCAUCAAUUUGUUAUGCCGUCCAUGGUUUCAACGAACGUGGGUUAUCCAAGAGGCUGUCAUACCGAAGCAUGCAAAGGUCAUUUGUGGCGAUCAGUCCAUCGCAUGGGCAAAGGUUCUCCGAAUCGUGGACGCAAUCAGGCACUAUCAAUCUUCAGUGAAGAGAGUACCUGGGUACCAUUUGACCUACGAGACAAUCUCCAGUGUAGACUUGAUGCGAUCGGCUCGAGACAAUCGACAUCCCAGGAUUUAUUUACUUGGUCAGUGGUGGUACCGCCCUCUUAUAACUCGGCGUCCAAUGGAAGGACAGGAAGAUUCUAAGCUGCUUGACCUCAUCUUGAUGAGUCGCAGAUACAAGUGCACACAUCCUCAUGAUAAGAUCUACGGCAUGCUCGGCGUUACGGCGGAGGACACAAGUAGUAAGCUCUUGGAACCGGAUUAUGAAAUUUCACAGUUCGAUGCUUACCGCAAUUUUGUACUCUGGGAAAUACGCCAUAACAAAAGCUUGCGUGUCCUUGGGACGAGCUCACAAAAGAGUAGUCGACAGUGCACGUCUCAAUCCUGGGUUCCAGACUUCAACAGACUUGAUUCUAUCACAGGACUAACCGGGUCCUCCUUUAGCCGUUCCUACUUUGAUGCAAGUGCCGGAUUGCCGAUGGAGAUACGAGAAUCAAAUGAUAGUACCACUCUGCAAAUCAAGGGGAGCAUAGUGGACACGAUUCAGACUGUUGGCAAGAAGUCGUUCACGGACAGAUACACCAGACUCAGUAAACGUCAAAGACGUGACGAGCAGCUCUCAAUCUAUGACCAGCUCCAAGUGAACAGAGAAAUGAUUGAAGAAGCAAGAGACAUUUGGCUAGAAGCUACAAAAGGGUUGGCACGAGGCCUUGGACCUAGCCCUGGAGAUCGUAUCUUCAAAACCGAGGUAAUCGAUGGUAGACCAUUACCUGACAGGUCCAUCUCUCCAGGAUGGGAGCCAUUUUUACGAGUUCUCUUCGGCGACGUUUCUGUUGGAAGCAAAUACUCCAUGUUCAUCAAGGAGAUCUCUGCCUCUUUUCUUCGCCUGACCCUUGCCGAAGACCAGUUGCCGAAGCAAUAUAUCAAGGGUGAAGAAGCUUUUGCAAUCAAAGCGCUUGGAUUCUUUGCAGCAAUAGCGCGGUCGAGACGUUUUGCACGAACAGACAUGGGACUGGUCGGCUACGUGCCCAUGAGGGCCAGACAGGGAGACCUGGUAGUGGUUCUGUAUGGAUCUAAAGUACCUUUCGUGGUGAGGGAGAAGGGGCAUGGCAGGUAUUCUUUGAUAGGGGAGUGUUAUAUGGAUGGGAUCAUGCGUGGUGAGGGAAUUAGGUUUGCAAAAUACGAGAAUAGAGAUAUAGAACUGACCUUAGUGUAG
This is a messenger RNA of Fusarium verticillioides 7600, 2115 nucleotides long. RefSeq lists its product as hypothetical. NCBI's taxonomy places the organism in Eukaryota, Fungi, Ascomycota, Sordariomycetes, Hypocreales, Nectriaceae. The transcript has a single exon. The record is from RefSeq and is a predicted model, not a curated record. Bases 1 to 2115 code for a protein of 704 amino acids.